UCGACAGGCUAUAGUGUGGUGGAAAAUUCUAUUUGUAAACAAUCAACAUGGCGGAUGAGGAGGACGAACUUCUUGAUAACGAAGAAAUAGAACACCCGGAAGAGUACAAUGAUGAAGAAGGAGACGACGGGGAUGAUGACGACGAUGAUGAAAUAGGCAUCUUAGAGAGGCUACGACUUCAGUUCAGAGGAAGGAUAGACCAGGAUAAAGAUAUCAAAAGACCCGAAAAAAUAACUUAUGAUCCUGCUCUUCCCACAACACAUGCAUAUCUAGGCUCAGACUUGGAAGACUACAGCGGACGCACAGUUUUGGACGAUGAGUGCUCCAUAUCCCUUCCUUUGGUCCAGCUACCAGGGGUAGUCCUAGUACCUGGGGAGACCAUUCCUCUGCAUUUUUUCAAUCCUAGGAUCAUCAGUAUGAUGAAACACAUUCUACAGAACAACCGGACGUUUGGCAUGCUCUAUGACAGUCAGGAAAGACCAUCAUCGAGACGUGAGAUCUCUGUUCCGGACCUUGGGACGACAGCAGAGAUCUUCAGUGCCAAGGAGGAAGAUGAUGGAGGUAUAGAGACGAUGAGGAUGAAGGCGAUGGGAAGACAAAGAUUUAAAGUGAUGGAAACUAGAAGACAAGCUGAUGGUAUUCUGAUUGGCCAGGUGAUGAUCCUCCCAGAGAGGUGUCUCCCAGAUGUUCUCUGUACAGCAAGGAGACGGUCCCUCGGUAGGAGAAGAAUGGUUCCCCAUCAUAUCUCACCCUCUGCUAAGGAUGGGGGCAUGCAGUGGCUGAAGGAGAGAAGGAAACGACACCUGUCUGAAGCUGAUCUCACCUGGUGGCCACCAUGGGUCUAUGAGAUGUACGAUGAAGAUGCUCUGAUGAUGAAAAUUAAAAAUGAGCUGAGAGGCUGGUAUGAAAACUCCUUGCAACUGAAACAGAUGCCCGCUACACCUUCUGAUUUCUCAUUCUGGGUGGCGAGUAACAUGCCACUUGAUGAUGCCGGAAGAAUAGGCCUUCUGAAGAUUGACUCUGCUGUACAGAGACUAAGGAGAGAAUUAGAACUCCUACAAAAGUGCACCGUAUUGUGCUGUAGAGAAUGCAAUAUUCAGAUUGCAAACAAAAGUGAUGUAUUUUGUAUGUCCCUCGAUGGGCCCAUGGCUGCAUAUGUGAAUCCCGGAGGCUACGUCCAUGAAACCUUGACCGUCUACAGAGCUCAGAAUCUUAACCUGAUUGGGAGACCUUCAAAAGAAAAUAGCUGGUUCCCAGGGUAUGCAUGGACGAUACUCCAGUGUCGGAGGUGUACCAGUCACAUGGGAUGGAAAUUCACCGCCACGGAGAAGAAACUCAAACCCGACAAGUUCUGGGGACUGACCCGGUCAGCUCUGAAGACCGGUCUACAGUCCGGUGAAGAAUGACACCUCCGCUCACUGGACGUCUUGCAAAGAUCAGGAUGGGAUUUCUCGCUUGCCGGUGAGGUUUUGCCUUUGAGAAAAACUGAACAGCAGGAAUGCUCCAAAGCGCUUCACGUGAAAAUUUCUGUCGGAGCGUUGAGAGUGUUUCAUGAAGCAAGUUGUGAGUGAUUUUCACAAACAAAUUUGCUCUGAGCCAAUCAGGUGCGAGGAUCUCAAGUAGCAGGAUGCUAUGCAAAAUGCGCUGGUAAUGUAGAUGAUAUCACAAUGCAUGUAAUAUGAGGACAACUCGGCAUCUUUCUGUGAUUCUCUGAUGAUGUGUAGUCUGAAAUCCAGACAUUCUCUUUUCAUUUAACUUACAGCAUUUUCAGUGAUAUUUCAUGAUAUUUUGGCUGUCGGAAGUGGUCUAUCUAUAUGCCAAGAAUGCAGUGAUGAAAAUACUGUAAUGAUACAUUCAACUCAUUUCCCUGAAUUCUUAAAAAGAGACUCAAUUCUACUAUGGUACAAAUAUGCCAGUUUAUUGCAUUAUUGUGCUUCAUUCAAGCAUGGAUGUAGUGGCCUUUGUCAAAAAUGUGCAUUUGUAAUUGGGACGUUUGUUAGUGUGCACAAUUAUAUAAGUGUAAUUAUGACAAGAACUCUGCAUAGGCCUUGGUUUUUGUACCAUACUAUAAUUGAAAGCAGCUUUGUGAAAUUAGGCAUUUUGGUUGGUAUCACUCUGUACAUCAGCCACAUGAAAAUCAAGAAGGUACAAUUUCAGUGUUACCAAAUGCAUUGUAAACUAAGAAUGAAUUAAUCUUCACAUGUUUCAUUACAUUUCAUGGUGUAGUACAGCUUUACGUGCUUGGUAGUGGCUUUUUUAUAUUUCCUAAUAUAUGUGAAAUCAUGAUAUUUCUGAAGUUUAAUGUCAAUCUCAUGCAAGCUGCAUAUUGAUUUGCUGACACCUCACAGAUUAGUGUAUGAGAUUAGCAAAGUACUUAAAGGAUGUUCUACAGUUUAAAUGAAAUCCAUAUCAUGUUCACCCAACUUUGCACAGAGUUUGGCAAAUUAGCAAAUGAAAGAAAUUUAAACUUCUUAACCUCAGCUGUUAUUUGAUUUCUGUUUCAUAAUUAAGCACAUUGCCUACUGGAAAUGGGUGGGCCAUGUGCAAAGCCUAUGUGAAUCACAGAAUUCAGUAUUCAAUUGGUUAAGAGCUUUCUUUUAUCAAGUACCUUGUCCCACUUUCAAUUUUAAUUUGAAAUUCACACCUUUUUAAAUCAAUAU
Molecule: messenger RNA, 2660 nt
Organism: Lytechinus variegatus (green sea urchin)
Lineage: Eukaryota; Metazoa; Echinodermata; Echinoidea; Temnopleuroida; Toxopneustidae
Product: protein cereblon-like
Exons: 10
Coding region: 48-1406 (452 amino acids)
Source: RefSeq, a predicted model, not a curated record